CGGCCAUGCACAGCUAGCCCCCGCCCGCGCGCCCAGCCGCCUCCCUUCACCCCCCGGGGCGGCGUCCCUGGGCCCCCCCGGCCAGCUGCUCCGAGUGGCUCAGACGCACGCAGGGGCUCAGCGCCGCGCUCGGGGCGCCCCAAGGAUGGAAGGGGGCGCGUAUGGAGCGGGCAAAGCCGGGGGCGCCUUCGACCCCCAGACCUUCUUCCGGCAGCCUCACACCGUCCUGCGGGUGCUCUCCUGGGUGUUCUCCAUUGUUGUCUUCGGCUCCAUUGUGAAUGAAGGUUACCUGAACAGCCCCACUGAGGUGGAGGAGCACUGUAUCUUCAACCGCAACCAUAACGCCUGCAACUAUGGCAUCACCGUGGGCGUCCUCGCCUUCCUCAGCUGCCUUCUCUACCUGGCUCUGGACGUCUAUUUCCCACAGAUCAGCAGCGUCAAGGACCGCAAGAAGGCAGUGCUCUCGGACAUCGGCGUCUCUGCCUUUUGGGCAUUCCUCUGGUUUGUUGGCUUCUGCUUCCUGGCCAACCAGUGGCAAGUUUCAAAGCAUGAGAACAACCCGCUGAAUGAGGGGGCAGAUGCAGCCCGAGCAGCCAUCACCUUCUCUUUCUUCUCCAUCUUCACCUGGGUGGGCCAGGCGUUUCUGGCGUACCAGCGCUACCGGAUUGGUGCCGACUCGGCCCUCUUCUCCCAGGACUACACGGACCCAAGCCAGGACUCCGGCCUGCCUUACGCCCCCUACACCAACGAGGACGAUGCCACAGACACGGUGGGGACGUACCAGCAGCCCCCUCCAGUAGACGCUUUUGACGCUGAGACGCAAGGGUACCAAACGCAGAACUACUGAGCUACACUGGUGUCCCUUCCCAUGCCCCUCCCCUCCGCCCCCUUCCCUCUGCCGGCGGGAGGCCGCGGCACAAAACAGACAGGUGUGUCCCAGCGCAACAGGUGGCCCUUGGCCAUGCUGCAGCCUUCUGGGCCAUUUGUUUUUAUUUUAUUUUUCUAAAAGAAAAAAAAAUCCCUAACGGCUCCUCCCUCCCUCUGAAUUGUCCACCAGACCCAAACUGUGUAUUCCCAAGUCUGUCCCUGUCCCGGCAAAAGCUCCCCUGGCAACGUGGGAGUGAGCAGCAGCUUUGGGCAAGAAUCCAGCUCAGUCUUUUGGUGGGCAGGGGAGGGUGACAAGGGCACCAGCACAGGAAGCAAAGGCCUAAGAGGUGGAGAUAACGGGGGAACCGCUCAAGCGGCUCUGGCGGGCGGAGGGAGAAGGUGGCACCUACAGUGUUGGAGCAGAUUGUGUGUCUGUGGGGCGGUGUGGGGAGUUGGAGAUGGCAGAGGAGUGUGUGAGGGAGGGAGAGGUCAGAGCAAGCAUGCAGGCGUACAAGGGUGGGGGGGCUGGAUGUGCAAGCAGCGGGGCAGAUCACAACCCUUUUGCCUCAUGGGGUAUUGCCCCCUCGGCAGUACAAGGCUGUAUGGGAAGUUAUUGGUGCUUUAUCUUCAGGGGUGUAGGGAGGAGUGGUAUUGAGGGUGGGGGAUGGGGGGUUGAGAGAAAAUGGGGUGAGGGGAGGAGUUUUGCAGGCACCAUCAAAACUACAAAGACAUUGGUAGAUUUUAAACCAAGAGAAUAAUCAGGACUGGACUGGAUGGGCUAUGUGGUGAGAAUCCCUCUUCCCCCAGGCGAUUGGAUUGGAGGUGUUUUCCCCAUCCCCAUGUAAGCACCCUUCUGAGGUUAACACUGUGUUCCACGAGGGAGAACCAGAACCAAGCUGCACCCUCAGGGUGGGGAAGAUGUCUUGAGAGAAACUCCUGAGAACUCCCUUCGUCCCUUGCUCCUUCUGCUUAGGGAUCACAACUGGCUUAGCACGGGAUGAGGAGGAAGGCACUGGGCUGAUUUGGGGAAAAGCCAGCUUCACACCAGCUGAAGGGGAACUUUGUCAGCCAACUCUGGGAGCCCUGUGGCCUUUGCCCAGAAUAAAGGUGCAGGACGAAAGGGACAAACGAGUGAAUUUCAUUUUUAUAGUCUUGUUGAAUCCACAUCCCUGGUGGAGUUAGAGAGAUUCCACCCUCUCUGUGCUCCUAGACUGAUCAUCCUGGGCAUCUGUGCCACGCUCCCUGGAGGCCAGAGAAACAGGGCAGGACUCCCAAUGGAGCUUCUCGCCCUGCUGGAAAGAAAUACUGCUGCUUUUCUACCAGCUGGUGUCUAGACAUUCUUAAGAGUGGGUGUAACCAAUGAGAAGGGCCCCAGCAGCUGGGCUCUUGUGUUUGCCCCAAAGUUAUCCUGGCUGAGACUGAUCAGGGAACCUAAGAGGGGUCUUUAAACAGCAGCUCUGCUAAAUGAAUGGGGAGCAUCUCCCCCUGCCCUUGCAAAAUCUGGAGGGGCUGUGCUGCACUCUCUUCCCACUGAAACAUGGUCUUUGUGUAUCUUACAGCUCUUCAGAGAUGUCAGUGCUCCAUCCUCAGCCCCUAGCUUCUGGCUUGUCUACACUGGGAAAUCGACGAAAAUAGUUAUUCCAGGAUAGCUCCCUGUGUGGACACUCUGUUCUGGAAUAAAAUAUGGUGUUUUUAAUCCCAGAAUCCAUACUCGGCUUUGGAAGUACACUAAUUAUUCUGGACUACAAGUGAUUUUUAUUCCAGAAUAGAGUGUCCACAGUGGGGAGCUAUUCCACAAUAACUAUUCUGGGCAAUUUCCCUGUGUAGACAAGCCCUAAGAAAAUGAGGCCAGGAACCAAAGCUAGGUAUCUCAUGGGUGUGCAGAAUAUUAACUCUUAGGCUACCACGCUUGAGCUGGGCAGAGCCCGCAGCCCCUAGGAUGGAGGGAUCAGGAGCAGAACCAGGGCAGGAUGAUAGUACACAGGGGUGCUAGGUGGCAGUGCAGAGCACUUACUGUUAGGACUCCUAGUUCCUGCCAGGCUUGGGAAUUGAACUUGGGUUGCCAGGAGGGCAGGACAAAAGAUCUAUGUCAGUGGUUUUCAACCUGUUGUCCGUAGACCCCUGAGGGUCCACAGACUAUGUCUAAGAUUUCAAGAGAAGUCUGCACCUCCAUUCAAAAUUUUUUUAGGGGGUCUGCAAAUGAAAAAAGGUUGAAAACCACUAAUCUAGGUUACAAGCUUCCUCUCCUGCCACACACCUCUCCCCAAAUGCGGGGGUAGGAGAAAUAGGGAGACGCUGCCCCAAAAUGGGGGGAGGAACUGUCUAGUGAGGAAUCCCCUCCUUUGUAUACAAUUAUACAGAUGUUUUUAUGUGCAGUGUCCAUCUUUAAAGGGCUGUUUCUCAGACCUGCCUAUGGAACUUCUACCUUUGGGCACUGAAAGCUGUUAUGGGAGGGAACUGAGACUCCAGCUAGGGUGACCAGAUCACCCAGGUCAAAUAUCGGGGGGCGGGGUGGGGGCAGAGGGGGGAAAAAUGGCGGCAGAGCAA
Mauremys mutica (yellowpond turtle) is the source of this 3414-nucleotide messenger RNA. RefSeq names its product synaptogyrin 1 (gene SYNGR1). Gene Ontology annotation, cellular component: neuromuscular junction; synaptic vesicle membrane. NCBI's taxonomy places the organism in Eukaryota, Metazoa, Chordata, Testudines, Geoemydidae. The record is from RefSeq and is a predicted model, not a curated record. The transcript has 4 exons. The coding region runs from base 146 to 847 and encodes 233 amino acids.